This is a messenger RNA of Phanerochaete carnosa HHB-10118-sp, 192 nucleotides long. RefSeq lists its product as uncharacterized. NCBI's taxonomy places the organism in Eukaryota, Fungi, Basidiomycota, Agaricomycetes, Polyporales, Phanerochaetaceae. The transcript has a single exon. Bases 1 to 192 code for a protein of 63 amino acids. The record is from RefSeq and is a predicted model, not a curated record.
AUGUGUUUUGUAUACAACGGUCAGGUUAGGGUCAAGGCAUUGAGGGCUUUGUGCGACUACGUGCCGAAGUCCGGCCAGCUUCAGCAUGCAGCUGUGUUAGCCCUUAACGCUGGGAAGGAGGGAGGAGCGGACAGAAUGAUCAGUUCGUCCGACAAAUGCGUGCGUCUCAAGCUGACAUUUUGUAGUCGAUAG